This is a messenger RNA of Mycetomoellerius zeteki, 2799 nucleotides long. It is a transcript of the gene gish, whose product is annotated as casein kinase I gish. The transcript has 11 exons. NCBI's taxonomy places the organism in Eukaryota, Metazoa, Arthropoda, Insecta, Hymenoptera, Formicidae. The coding region runs from base 19 to 1761 and encodes 580 amino acids. Gene Ontology annotation, biological process: protein phosphorylation. The record is from RefSeq and is a predicted model, not a curated record. Gene Ontology annotation, molecular function: protein serine/threonine kinase activity; ATP binding.
AACAACGGCCGGUACGAGAUGCAGAAGCGGGACGGCAGGGACAACCGCGGCGACAAGGAGCUCGGAGCGCGCGGCUCCGAUCGCGACCAGGAGGUCGCCAAACGGACCUCCAGGGGCAGCGGUAAUGCCGCCCGGUCGAACGUGCACUCGUCCCGGCACAGCGUCACCUCGUCGUCCGGCGUGCUCAUGGUCGGCCCGAACUUCCGGGUCGGCAAGAAAAUUGGCUGUGGAAACUUCGGGGAGCUUCGUCUCGGGAAGAACCUGUACAAUAAUGAGCACGUAGCAAUUAAAAUGGAACCAAUGAAGUCAAAGGCGCCACAGCUACAUUUAGAAUAUAGGUUUUACAAAUUAUUAGGUACACAUGUUCAUAACACACAUAUAGAGGGUAUACCGGAGGUGUACUACUUCGGCCCAUGCGGGAAGUAUAAUGCCCUGGUGAUGGAGCUCCUCGGUCCAAGCCUCGAGGACCUCUUCGACCUCUGCGGGAGGAGGUUUACCCUCAAGACCGUUCUCAACAUUGCCACACAGCUCCUCCAUAGGAUAGAAUACGUUCAUAGUCGGCAUUUGAUAUACCGCGACAUCAAGCCGGAAAAUUUUCUGAUAGGACGAUCCACUACCAAGCGGGAAAAAAUUAUUCACAUAAUCGAUUUUGGACUAGCCAAAGAGUAUAUAGACCUGGAGACGAACAAGCAUAUACCGUAUCGGGAACACAAGAGUCUCACCGGCACGGCGCGUUACAUGAGCAUUAACACGCAUCUUGGCAAAGAACAGAGCAGAAGAGACGACCUGGAGGCAUUGGGUCAUAUGUUCAUGUACUUCUUGCGUGGCAGCCUGCCGUGGCAAGGGCUGAAGGCCGACACACUGAAGGAGCGCUAUCAAAAGAUUGGCGAUACGAAACGAGCGACGCCGAUCGAGGUGCUCUGUGACGGCCAUCCCGAGGAGAUGGCCACGUAUCUGCGCUACGUACGCAGGCUGGACUUCUUCGAGACGCCGGACUACGAGUAUUUGAGGAAGCUCUUCCACGAUCUGUAUGAGAGACGUGGCUUUGUCAAUGACGGCGAAUUUGAUUGGACCGGCAAGACGAUGCCAUCCGACUUCGAGAAUCUGAGAGUACUGCGGAUGGCGGCCCCUUCGCAUAUCGGCAAAACUAAGUCCGACAAGUCCACGCCCGUCGGAUCCCUUCAAACCGGCCAGGAGAUCGUCGUAUCACCAAAUCGCGAUCGGCAUCCUGCCGCUUACAAGGUGGUAUCUUCAACUAAUGGAGAACUAGCUAACGAUGACCCGACUGCUGGUCACUCCAACACACCAAUCACAGCACCUCAGGAAGUGGACAUGAUCGACGAAACCAAAAAAGUAAUUCAACUAAAACGGAAACAUUGUCCUCGAUGUGGAAAGUUAUUGUUCCGAUCUUUACAAGCAUAUAUUUCCAGCACUUAUCCUACCCUCAUUCCCGAACUAGAUGCUGUUGCUUCUUCAAGCGCAAGAAGAAGAAAAGUGGAAGGCAGAAAUGACUGUCCGUUACGGUUGGUCUCGGGGGGGCGGUGCAGUGCGGGGGUAAUAGUGCCGACGAGACCGUGGAAGUCGUCGCCACAACGUCAAGGACUGGCAAACGCGGCGCGGGAACGGGAAUACGUGCAGGCGCGGGUACAGCAGGUGGUAUCGCAGGCGGCGCCGAUCCUGAGAGAGAAGCCGUCACUCUGCUGCGCGUUGGUAGCCGAUCCGCGUCACGGGACUCGGUGCUACACACUACCGUCACGAUGACGCCGACGCCGACGCCGCCGCCACUGUCGAACUGAAUCAUCAUCGUCAUCAACACCAUCACACGACCAUUCUAUUACGUCGCCGCUAUUAUUAUUAAUUGGACGGUUGCGCGACUGAGUCGAGAUCGAGAGAAUGAAGCUGCUUUUCCUCUGGCCAAUCGAGCUGAUCUCUUCGAUAAAUAAGCGGACUCGCUGACGACGAUUCAGGCACUCGCUCCUUGGUGUAAUGAAAUUCUGUAGUAAUCUCAGUAUCGUUGCGAUCAGAAUUGUCUUGAUUAUGUGUUACGGUGAAAGUAUGGUCAAUUAUCGGCUUUACUUAAAACUCUAUUCAGAGAACUUGAUACAUUGAUGCCGGACUUUCAUUGAACUUUAUCAGGAGACGUUAGAAAUUUCUUUUCUCUCAUCUCAUUUUUAAAAUAGAGUACAUCUGGACAGAUGGAAAAUGGCUAAUAAGGAUAUAUUCUGUCGGAGAUAAGGACUAUAUGUCUUUCUCGGUGAAAAUUUAAUUAAUUUGAUCUUUAAGUUAAGCGCAGAAAUUCAAUCAGACAUUCAGGAUAUAUUUAUUGUAAUUAUAUUUUCAAGGUAGAUAAUGAUGUGAUGAGCAGCAUGAAAAUUUAGUGCAACAUAAAAUGAGAUUUUGGCAUGUUUUCGCAUGUUUAUUCGACGAGACGUGAUUUUCUCGUCUCCAUGAUUGAUAAACUCAAUUAUUCGAUAAUUAAAUUCCCACGUCACUAAGUCCAAUCAAUUUCUAGCCACUGGUAUCCAUCUUUUUAGAUGUGCCUCGUAUGCAUCUUGUAGUUUCAUUUAAUUCACACCCUUCCCUUGUUCUCACAAACGGCCUGAUGAAUAUUCUUUGUGGCCUUGAGCUACUGAUAGAAGUUAAGACGUUAGCGAAUCCACUUACCUACUUACUGAAUAAAUCCUCUCGUUUAGCCAAGAAAAGUGACCUCGUGCUAUUAGAUUAUUGCUACUAUUGUCAUGAUUACAUUUCAUCUUGUUGCUGCCCACUACCCACUACUAUUACUAUUUACUACUGCUA